Messenger RNA from Fusarium sp. VM40, 2643 nucleotides. Lineage: Eukaryota; Fungi; Ascomycota; Sordariomycetes; Hypocreales; Nectriaceae. The record is from the annotation of a GenBank genome assembly.
AUGCAUACCGCAAACAGCAGCCUUUCACAAGCGCCCGGAUCCCCUGGACUAUUUCAGUCGCAACAUUCCCACAGACUUUAUCAUGCUACUUGCGAAAGACCAUCCAGUACAACCCCACGAACAGCAGCUCGAAUGCCUCGCUUGACUAGAGAAGCUAGCAGCGAAUCGACACGGCAGACAGUCGUAUCAUCGUUCCUCCAGGAAAAGCUUCAACAAUCUCGUCAAGCAGAAAGUGACAGGUCGUCGACAUGGUCGCGUGCCAAUACAGAUGUCAAUUCUUCGGGCGAAUUUAGUCGGAGUCUCAGUUCCCCCAUGAAGAUAAUGGAGAUCGAAGGACACCGACCUCAAUCCGCUGCCGGGAAUGAGGCGCCGAAGAAAAAGGGACUGGGGGUUAAAGACAUGGAGCAGGUCAUAUCCUCGCUCCACAAACAGAAUUUUGACCUCAAGUUGGAGUUGUACCAUCGCCGAGAACGACAAACAGCGCUGGAAGAUAAGGUCGAGACUCUUGAGAGGGAAAAGUCACGAGUUGAAGAGACAAAUGACUAUCUUUCACAAGAGAUGGAGAAGCGCGAUAAGGCAAUUGAGGAGGCCGUCACCAUGAUUGUCAAUCUCGAAGCCCGACUAGAGCAACUUUCUACACAACGCUCUAUCAUCGAGCAGAUUGAAGCUGAAGGCCAGUACGCAGGACCCACGUUCGACCCAUGCUACGAAGACCCCAGACCAUCCACGCAGUCGCCGGAUAUGAUGAUGCAAAUGGGAGGUGGUAAGGCCAUCACCCGCAUGCCGAGUUUUCUAUCCGACCGUAGUGAGACGACCGAGAACCUACGAAAUGUUUAUCUUGGGGUUAGAGGCAGUGUUCUCAGUCUUGCGCAGGUCCCUGAAGGUCCUGGUGACGUCGAUAACGGCCGCGGCACCGGUCCGGGUAGUCCGAGCGUGAGCGUCUUGAGCGAGAGCUCUUUCGUUAGUGUAUACGGAUCCAAAGGAGAUGUGAACAGUGAUAUUCAAGAGGCGGAUGAGCCUAUCGCUUUUAAUGGUGCCGUUAGCCUACCAGCCAAAGCAAGCACUAUCAACCGGCCAAAGACAGCAUUUGCCAGAUCUCCUGUCUCGGCUAGCAGAUCAGCUCGAUCGAACUCGCUCUCGACUCGACAAGCGCAGUUCGACUCGAUCAAUAAUGUUAUCGAGCACAGCUCUCCUUCGCAGAAGACUAGCCGAAACUAUCUGCCUAAGAAGACGGACGGACGACAGAGCCAAGAUCAAGAUGGUUCCGCUGUGUUUGCCGGUCGUGCUGUUGUGUCUCCUAACCAUCGGCGCACUAAGGAGGAGAAGCGAGAUUCGCUUCGAAGAGUCAUGACCGAUGCCCCUGGUGGUGUCAGACUACACGACCAGAACCUCCCACCCACGCCUGAUACCAUCUCUACCUCUACUCUGUCGCGGUAUCAGAACUCCGACGAGACAUUAUCUAAGCACUCCACUAUGAGAGAAAGCCAUGGCGCUCUCUCGGAGGCAUCUGAAAAUGAUGUGAAUGUGGAAAUGUUUACAGGUGUUCGCCUGGAGCAGCCUAUGCGAGCUAUCAGAGGCCCGGCUCAGAUUAUCGAACUGAACAACCGAGCGUACGCCGAGAACAGGGGCAGGUCUAUCCAGCGUCCUCGUUCCGCUGACGAAACAACUAUCUCUAAUAGACGAGGAAAUGAUUGGGACAGCGAUACUGAUGACUCGGAUGGAGAGUCCCUUGAGUCGGAUCUCGAUAUCUGGAUGCGCGAAAGCGCCAAACCUACCAAUAACGGUGGUCGUGCCUCUCCUGACCUGUUCAGCUUUCCUUCGAACACAGCUAAGGGCAGUUGGGCGAUGGAAGCUAUGUACGGGCCUGGAAGUGGCCAUUCUGGAGGUGCAACCACAGGUGUUGAUCCCGACAUGAUUAGAGAUCUAUUUCCGGUUCAACAGGAGCUCUUUUCAUCUUCGUUGCCCCCACCACCACCUAACAGGCGUUCAAGUUUGAACGCACAAGCAGCAGUGCAGCCAAAAGCUUUGCUGUUGAGUCAGCCGCCGACCAACCCCAAGACCUCUAAGGCAGGUCGAAAGAAGGGACACAGGAGGAGGAACAGCGACGAUAUACAAAUCAGAGCAGGACUGCAUACACAAAACCAAGCGUCGUCUACCGGAGAUCCGAAGAAGAAACAUUAUCCCCCUAUCACAGGUCAACAGCCAUCUCAGAAUAAGUUCACCAAGUUUUUCCGUCGAUCAUCAACAGGGCCCGGAUCGUCGAGUAUCGCACCACCCCCGACUUCAAACUCAGACAUGGGACCCUCUGAACUAUCCAAGACUGAUCCCCUGAACGUUAAUGGCGCAACGGGGCUUCCAUCAUGGAUGAGCCGAACAGGAGUCGUAGAUGAGGAUCGUGACAGCGCAACACCUCCACCAAUUAUGAGAAAUCCCAGGCACGGUCGACAUGCCUCAGCUGAUGUAGACAUGGCCAACAAUUCAAUGAUGAGCCCGGGGCCAGGUACACCGGCCACACCUAGGCUACCAGGCCCAGUGAAUGAUAGGGAUACACCGGAGCAAUCGGAUAGCCCAAGAGCGACCGGGGCAACGGGAGCCAGAAGAAAAUGGCUGCCUGCAUUUGGUCUUAGAAACAAGCAAGGAUAG